This is a messenger RNA of Schistosoma rodhaini, 3315 nucleotides long. Lineage: Eukaryota; Metazoa; Platyhelminthes; Trematoda; Strigeidida; Schistosomatidae. The record is from the annotation of a GenBank genome assembly.
AAGGAACAAGCACGAUUAAAAACUAGUCUGGCGCAAGUUUACGAACGGGCGUAAAACCAUGUUGGCUUUAAGAUGUUUUGCGUUGUAUUUGGCUUUCUGUUUAUGGAUAUGUAAGGCUGAGGAUGCUUCUUCAGCACCUGAAGUUGAAAACAAGAAACCGUCAUUCAAUAAUCCGAAUAUCCCCAAAAAUGCUUACCUUGUACUGUUCUUUAACUCACCAUCGGAUAUUACUGAGAGGCUUGUAGUCUCCCAGGCACGCAAAGAUGGUAUGGAUGACUCUAUUGCGAAGUAUGAUGGUGUUUGGUCUGUUGAAGUGCCAUAUGCCAGUUCAAUAGAAAAUGAUUAUGCACUGGUUCUCAAAUCCAAGGCCAAACAUCACGCCGUUUCAACGAAAUUGUUCAGGCCAAUAAAGUUUGACACCAAUGAGCUUGUUAUCCAGUAUGAUGUCAAGUUUCAAGAUGGAAUCGAUUGUGGUGGUGCCUACAUAAAGUUGCUGAGUGCUUCACCAAAUUUGGACCUGAAACAAUUUAAUGACAAAACCCCCUAUACAAUUAUGUUCGGCCCUGACAAAUGUGGACUAGAAAACAAAUUCCACUUUAUUUUCCGGCACAAGAAUCCUAAUACUGGUGUGUAUGAGGAAAAACACGCUAAAAAGGUUGUUCCAGAACUGGAGUCAUACUUUUCAGACAAGAAAACUCACCUUUACACAUUAGUUUUACGUUCGGAUAACUCAUUUGAGCGGUACAUCGACCAGAUUAAGGUGCAAAGUGGCAGCCUACUUAAUGAUUUUGAUCCACCAGUUAAUCCUCCCAAAGAAAUUGAUGAUCCUGAGGAUAAAAAACCAAGUGAUUGGGAUGAAAGAGAAAAGAUUAUCGAUACAAAUGCCAAGAAGCCGGAUGACUGGGAUGAAGAUGCUCCCGCGACUAUCGAAGAUGAGAGUGCCGUAAAACCAUCUGGGUGGCUUGAUGAUGAACCAGAGAUGAUUCCAGACCCUGCUGCAGUACCUCCAAAAGACUGGGAUCGUGAAAUGGAUGGUGAGUGGGUUGCACCACAAAUAAAUAAUCCUAAAUGUGCUAGUGCACCUGGGUGCGGUAAAUGGCAUCGACCAAUUAUACCAAAUCCAAAAUACAAGGGCAAAUGGUCUGCUCCAAUGAUUCCUAAUCCAAAUUAUAAGGGUAUUUGGACACCAAGGAAAAUUCCGAACCCUCAUUAUUUUGAAGAAAAGGAUCCAUUCAAGAGCUUAGCUGAAGUGAACGCAAUAGGUCUAGAAUUAUGGUCAAUGACUGACGGCAUUGCUUUUGACAACUUCUUGAUUGUUGACUCAAAGCGUGCGGCUGAUGAAUUUGCUCAAGAAACAUGGGCAAUUAAAAAGGAAGCUGAAAGAUUAGCUGAUCCGAAAGCAGUAAGUCCUGUUCGUUUUGAAUAUUGGAGUUUCCUUUUCUUCUUUAGAGAUAAACUGUUAUAACUUGUGAUCGAGUGGAUGCCCUGUUAACGUAUGACGUGAUAAAACCGUCAGUCAGCAGCAAAUUAUCGAUUGGAACAGUGACACACAAAAACCGUACGAGCAGUCUAGAGUACGUAUCGGUCUUGCUUUCUGCCUAGCCCAGCCAGUUAAGCCCAGAACAUCGAUAACAGCCUCUGUGGUAUGAAUCAUUGUAUUUCAAACAUACUGAUUUUAUAUACCAAACAGUCUGAUCACAUCGUACCAAUAAAAUAGAAAAUAAUAUUUGUACAAGAUUUAAGCAAAUGUGGCUGUGAAUGUGGGAGGCAGUAAUUAAUAGACUAAGAAUAACUCAUGAAUGAUAAAUCGUAUAAUAAUAGUUUAUAGUUCAAAAUAAAGCUCAUGACAAGGGGAACAUGAAUAUGAAUAGUUAAGUUAUUUAGCAAUUAUACUAUAAAAAAAUAUAUGCAUAAUAUUGGUCCAUAAAUGGAUCUCAAAAUUACCAUUCACUAUUGUUAUCGGGACAUACCAUAAACGUAGCUAGAUUUUAGGUAUUUUAUAGUAUUAUCAUUAAGAUAAGGUAAUACAAUUCAGUUAAUAAGUAUUAAAUCUUUUGUUCUUAUCUUUGAAUUACACUUAUUAUGUAAAGGUCUAUUUAUUCUGUUUGACAAUGUGAAGCUGCGUUUAUGUUUUCCGUUUUCUGGAUUUCCCCCCACCGUCACAGCUGUACUAUCCCAGCUUGUAAAUCAAUUCCAUAUAUGAUAUUGUUCAUCAGCCAUAUUGUUUUCUGAUUGUACUGCAACAUUAGUAAUAAUUCAAACGUCUUAUAUCAGUUUGUAGAGAUUCUGUGCCACUGAUUGAAUUCUUUUUGUUUUCAUUUAUCGACCAUUUGUUUUUCAUUUACAGCAAAGCGUUGUGGAUGCUAUACGAGAAACCUAUAAUGAGAAACCUUGGCUUAUUUUUGUAGUUGGCCUUGUUUGUACAUUACCCAUUAUUUUAUGCUGCAUCUACAUGUGCCGGUCGCCAUCCAAACAACACGAUAUUGGUAUGCGCAAGAAGACUGACACAUCCACACCAGACGACUCUCAUGUACAUGUUGGUGAAAGAAAUGCAGAAACUGAAGAAUUAGAAGAGUCUGGCGAAGAAGAUAUCGUUCAAGUUUCUAAAGGCUCCGGCGAUGAAUCAACCGCAAAUAAAACAGGGAGCAGCAGAGAUAACUCGGCAGAGGAAACUCCUGAUGAAUCUGGAGAAACCGAGAAAGCUUCGGCUGCAAAACAGUCUAUUAGAAAACGACGUUUACGAAAAGAAUAAACUUGCUCCCUUGGAUUUCAUUCCUGAAACAUUUGUUCGUAUAGCUUAUUUAAUUCUAAACCUUACAAGCGUGUUUUCUUUGGAUUAGUGAGAUAUAAUCGUAAUUAUCAUCUCUCCCGUCAUGUUAUUUGUUUCUGUAGUUUUGUGUCUCUUUUGUGGAGACGGUUCAUGUCUGUCUAUCUACUUACUGUGUCCUUCGAUAUAUGUAGAUGUUGAAUUGGCACUACAUUUUGUCUCCAUUUUAUAGUUUGGAAAAUUUUGUUUCUUAUUGUCAUCUCGUUUCAACCCAGUGUUUCUUGCUUACGAGCAUAUUUUACUUCAUUUUCAUUUGAAGUCGACGUUUGUGUUUUACGAUCAAAAAUUUUCAUUUUGUGAAUAAAAUCAUUCUCUACAUAUUCUGUAUUUUGAUAUGCCCAAGUAGAGAAAAAAUGCCUAUCAUUAGUCUGUCUAUGCAAUUUAACAAACUCGUAUCCAAUUUUUAUAAAAAGUACACCAUUCACCUAAUUUGCGAUUGAGAUCAUGUAGUACACAUGUGAUAAGUAAGAUAAUCAACUUGAUCAAAA